Quercus robur (English oak) is the source of this 1897-nucleotide messenger RNA. Its product is annotated as ATP synthase gamma chain, chloroplastic-like. Gene Ontology annotation, molecular function: proton-transporting ATP synthase activity, rotational mechanism. Gene Ontology annotation, biological process: proton motive force-driven ATP synthesis. NCBI's taxonomy places the organism in Eukaryota, Viridiplantae, Streptophyta, Magnoliopsida, Fagales, Fagaceae. The coding region runs from base 512 to 1630 and encodes 372 amino acids. The record is from RefSeq and is a predicted model, not a curated record. The transcript has a single exon. Gene Ontology annotation, cellular component: chloroplast thylakoid membrane.
ACUAGAAUUACCCUUCUCCCUAGAUCCUCUCCGCAACCAAACUCUUCUUACAGCCCCUCUCAUUGACUGGUACGUACAGACACAGACUGUGGAUCAGCUUUGCCGGGGAGAUUACGCGACCAGUCCUCCACAGUCUACAUUCUGGUAAGCCCCUUCAAAUUUUCCUAACAAAUCACACUCUUUUGAAACUUCAAAGCUCAAUAAUCUAUCUAUCUCAUAGUACUUCAAGCUAAGUUGCUAAAACCCUCACUAUUCCCCCCACAACUUUCUUUUGCACCAACAACUGGUUGUUGCAGUAACCCACAAAGUCCAAUUUUUAUUAAUAUAGCCCAUCAAAAGCUGUUGAGUUCUUCAAUAUAACUAUGUGGGUCUCUGCAAAACCUUCAAUUUCUAACAUGGAUUCACUUUCGUUUUGCUAAAACCCUCCCAAUAGCAGGUUUUGCAGUGACUCACAAAAUCAAAUCUUUAUUAAUAUAACUCACAAAAGACUGUUGCUUUCUCAAAUAUAACUAUGUGGGUCUCUGCAAAACCUUCAAUUUCUAGCAUUUCUUCACUUUCUUCUCAAUUCCACCAAAACCCAUUUCUCGUUUUGCCCCAUAUCUCACUCUCAUUUAGUUUACCUCAGUCUUCACAAACAACCCAAAUUUAUUGUGGUAUCCGUGAAAUUCGAGAGCGAAUUACUACUAUUAAAAAUACCCAGAAAAUUACUGAAGCUAUGAAGCUCGUGGCGGCUGCAAAGGUUCGACGAGCUCAAGAGGCGGUCAUCAAUGGCCGACCCUUCUCGGAGACCCUUGUAGAAAUGUUAUACAGUAUCAAUGAGCAGCUUCAAUCAGAGGAUAUAGAUGUUCCUUUGACAAAUGUUAGGCCUGUCAAGAAAGUUGCCGUUGUGGUUAUCACUGGUGAUCGAGGUCUCUGUGGUGGAUUCAACAAUUUAAUUAUCAAAAAGGCUGAGGCCCGGAUUGUUGAAUUGAAGAGUCUUGGAUUGGAUUACACUGUGAUUAGUGUUGGAAAAAAGGGUAAUUUGUAUUUUAAGCGGAGGGAUAAUGUUCCGGUUGAUAGGUUUAUUGAAGGGUGGAGUUUUCCUACAGUGAAAGAAGCUCAAGCAAUUGCUGAUGAUGUGUUUUCGCUAUUUGUUAGCGAGGAGGUUGAUAAGGUUGAGCUUGUGUAUUCUAAAUUUGUGUCGCUGGUUAAGAGUAAUCCUGUGAUUCAUACAUUGCUUCCAUUGUCUCCGAAAGGAGUAGUUCGUGAUGUGAAUGGGAAUUGUGUUGAUGCCAUGGAGGAUGAGUUCUUUAGGUUGACGACUAAGGAGGGAAAAUUGGUUGUGGAGAGGGAUAGUGUGAAGGCAAAGAGGGAGGAGUUUUCACCGCUUAUGCAAUUUGAGCAGGACCCAGUUCAGAUUCUUGAUGCCAUGAUGCCUCUUUAUUUGAAUAGUCAGAUUUUGAGGGCAUUGCAGGAAUCACUGGCAAGUGAGCUCGCAGCAAGGAUGAAUGCCAUGAGCAAUGCCACAGAUAAUGCAGUGGAGUUGAAGAAGAAUCUUUCAAUUGCUUACAAUCGGGAGAGACAAGCAAAAAUUACUGGCGAGUUAUUGGAGAUUGUAGCAGGAGCUGAGGCACUAAGACAGCUUGAUUGAUCUUGAUUUGUCAUAUCGUGUACUUUGUUUAUCCCAUAAUUCUUUUUUUUAAGAGUAUUGUAACUUGAUGUGCUAGUUACACCAAAUCAUUAGUUAAGUAAAUGAUUUCUCUUGUAAAGAUAAACUGAGUUCUUAUCUGCUUCCACAACUAGAAUGUGGAAUUGAGUCAAAUAUGUUAACAUUGUUGUUCCAGCAUUUUGUUACCUUCUCUGCUUUGUAUUACUUCGCUCCUUUUCUUAUAAGUGAAUGAUUAAUGCAUUGUCUAUA